Molecule: messenger RNA, 348 nt
Organism: Entamoeba dispar SAW760
Lineage: Eukaryota; Evosea; Mastigamoebida; Endamoebidae
Exons: 1
Coding region: 1-348 (115 amino acids)
Source: RefSeq, a predicted model, not a curated record
AUGGAAAAUCUAACAAACACCACUGAAUUAAAAAUCAAUGAUCUUACUAUCCCAACAAACGAAGAAGCAGAAACCAAACAACGAAAUGAAGAAUAUGGUAUUAACAUCACCCAACAAGAAGAGGUAUUGGGAUUAGUAAAUCAACCUGAUGAAUCUGAAAAUCAAGAUCGAGAUGAAGAAAGUAAUGAGGAUAGUGAUGAAGUCAAAGAAGUGAAAAGUCAUGGAGAGGAAAUGGCAGAUAAAGCAAUUUGGAGGAUAAUUUUUAUUAUAUCACCAAUUACUUUAAUUCUUCUUAUUCUUGGUAUCGUUGGAUUAGUAGUCACGACAUACCUUCUUCAGAAGAAUUAA